AUGUCUAGGAUCAAACAAGACAAACACCUCAUCAUUGCACUCAUCCGAGCUUCGCGCAGUCCCAAGCUCUUGGACAAACAACUCGCAGUCAUGGGGACAUCCAGAGCUCGUGCUGCUCCAAAGACGCCUGCGACGCCGGCCAAGUCGGUGGAGGCGUCACGGCAUUUACCCGACAAGACUUUUGUCAUCGACAAUGGCGCAUACAUGAUCAAAGCGGGCUACGCCUCUGAUCUUUCGCCCGAGGAAAGCGUCUCCACGUGUACCUCAAUCCCGAACACUCUCGUCAAGACGCGCGAUAAUAAAAUUGUCAUCGGCUCUCAGCUGUCAACAGUGACCGAUUGGAAUGAGGCCAUGUUCCGGCGCCCGCUGGAGAAGGGAUACGUCUCGAACUGGGAAGCGGAGAGAGAGAUCUGGGACCAGUCGUUCUUCGAUGAGAAGACCACAGGCAGGAAUAAGAACACUCAUAUCGCCGAUCCGGAGAAUACUACGCUUGUGCUUACUGAAGCGCCGAAUGCGCUGCCCAUUCUACAACGGCACUCGGACGAGAUGAUUAUGGAGGAAUGGGGAUUUGGGGGAUAUGUCAGGUGCAUAGGCCCAACCCUCAAUGCUUGGAACGAAAUUCAUUCUCUCUUCGGCGACCCUCUGACUACAACACCCGACUCAACUCCUCUUCCCGCAGACUGCUUAUUGGUCGUAGAUUCGGGUUAUUCGCACACGACAGUGACUCCGGUCUACAAAGGUCAAGCUCUGCAACGUGGAGUGCGAAGACUUGACAUUGGAGGCAAGCACUUGACAAACUACCUCAAGGAGAUCGUAUCAAUGCGCCAAUAUAACAUGGUGGAUGAAUCAUACAUCAUGAACGAAGUCAAAGAGGCAGUCUGCUAUGUAAGCAAUAACUUCUCUGGUGACUUGGAGCAAACAUGGAAAGCAGGGCGGAAACGCCAGGCCAGUACUGAAGAUGGAAUUGUGUUGGACUAUGUACUUCCUGACCCGAACGCAAACAGGAAGGGCUUCAGCAGACCGCAUGAUCCUCUUAUGCAGGUCAAGAAGAAGAAAGGUGCUCUCUCUGGUCUCAGCACUGAAGUGCUGUCGGAGGAUGUACUUGUACUGGGCAACGAGCGUUUUGCUGUACCAGAAAUCCUGUUCACCCCGAGCGAUAUCGGAAUGAAGUCAGCUGGCAUUCCCGAAAUAAUUUUACAAAGUUUGUCAGCUCUUCCUACCGGCCUACACUCUGCAUUCCUGGCGAAUGUGAUAGUUGUUGGCGGGAAUGCCUUGAUUCCAGGCUUCAUGGAAAGACUUGAAACAGAAUUGCGACAAAUCGCAUCUGCCGAAUGUGUGGUGAGAGUGCGCCGGGCUACUGACCCCGUCCACUCAACAUGGCUUGGAGCCUGCAGAUUCGCGACGAACAGAGAGGAGCUCGGCAGAGUGGCUAUUACUCGUCAAGAAUACCAAGAACAUGGAUCUGGAUGGGCUGGCCGGCGGUUCGCCGGCCUUGUAUAA
Messenger RNA from Penicillium nucicola, 1500 nucleotides. RefSeq names its product actin family protein (gene arp6). The transcript is spliced from 4 exons. Gene Ontology annotation, cellular component: Swr1 complex. Gene Ontology annotation, molecular function: nucleosome binding. The coding region runs from base 1 to 1500 and encodes 499 amino acids. NCBI's taxonomy places the organism in Eukaryota, Fungi, Ascomycota, Eurotiomycetes, Eurotiales, Aspergillaceae. The record is from RefSeq and is a predicted model, not a curated record.